GUGCCCUGCGAGCCGAAUCAUGGAUCACACUGACAAUGAGUUACAAGGCACUAAUAGUUCUGGAUCAUUGGGUGGUCUUGAUGUUCGAAGACGAAUUCCUAUAAAGCUCAUCUCCAAACAAGGGAACAAAGCCAAAGCUUCACCUCGAACUCCAAGGACUAUAAACAGGAUGCCUGCAAAGGCUCCAGCUGGUGAUGAAGAAGGAUUUGAUUAUAAUGAAGAAGAACGGUAUGACUGUAAAGGGGGCGAACUGUUUGGAAAUCAGCGAAGAUUUCCUGGACACCUUUUUUGGGACUUUCAGAUAAACAUCUUAGGUGAAAAGGAUGAUACACCAGUUCAUUUCUGUGACAAAUGUGGAUUGCCUAUUAAAAUCUAUGGGCGAAUGAUUCCAUGCAAGCAUGUUUUUUGCUAUGACUGUGCUAUUUUACACGAAAAAAAGGGAGAUAAGAUGUGUCCAGGCUGUAGUGAUCCUGUGCAGCGAAUUGAGCAGUGUACACGAGGUUCUCUCUUCAUGUGUAGCAUUGUUCAAGGGUGCAAGAGAACAUACUUGUCCCAGAGAGACUUACAGGCUCAUAUCAACCACCGCCAUAUGAGAGCUGGAAAACCUGUUACCCGUGCUUCACUUGAAAAUGUUCAUCCUCCUAUUGCCCCACCACCAGCUGAAAUCCCCGAUCGUUUUAUAAUGCCGCCAGACAAGCACCAUAUGAGCCAUAUUCCGCCAAAGCAGCACAUCAUGAUGCCACCACCUCCUUUGCAACAUGUGCCCCACGAGCACUAUAAUCAGCCACAUGAGGAUAUUCGUGCUCCUCCAGCAGAAUUGUCCAUGGCUCCACCUCCACCUCGCUCGGUCAGUCAGGAAACCUUUCGUAUUUCAACAAGAAAACACAGCAAUUUAAUAACUGUCCCUAUUCAGGAUGACUCAAAUUCAGGUGCUAGAGAACCACCACCUCCUGCCCCAGCACCUGCUCACCAUCAUCCUGAAUAUCAGGGUCAACCAGUGGUCUCUCACCCUCAUCAUAUUAUGCCUCCACAGCAACAUUACGCACCACCCCCACCUCCUCCACCACCAAUAAGCCAUCCAAUGCCACAUCCUCCCCAGGCCGCAGGUACUCCUCACCUGGUGUAUAGCCAAGCUCCACCUCCACCAAUGACCUCUGCUCCACCACCAAUUACCCCUCCCCCUGGACAUAUUAUUGCCCAGAUGCCACCUUAUAUGAAUCAUCCUCCUCCAGGACCUCCCCCCCCUCAACAUGGUGGUCCACCUGUAACUGCACCCCCUCCUCACCAUUAUAAUCCUAACUCUUUACCCCAGUUCACUGAAGAUCAAGGAACUCUGAGCCCUCCAUUUACACAGCCAGGGGGAAUGAGUCCUGGUAUAUGGCCUGCACCGAGAGGGCCGCCUCCUCCUCCACGAAUGCAGGGUCCGCCUUCUCAAACCCCACUUCCUGGACCACAUCAUCCAGAUCAGACAAGAUAUAGACCGUAUUACCAAUGAUAAUAGUAUUUUGAACUGAAGAUAUGAUGAGGAAACAAACUUAUGUAUAGUCAAUCUUUUAAUUAAGCUUUGACUGUUUGGGGAAGGGAAAGCGCCUCUUACUGAGGUGGCUGUAAAACACUUAGGGUCUUGUCUCUUAAAAUGGUUUUGAAUCUUGACCUUAGGAGUGAUUUCAAGUACUAUAUUGUAGUGCAGAUAAGUGGCUCAGUUGAGCACAACUAUAUUUUAACAACUUUCUUCCCCUAGUGUGGUAAAUUGACCCAGAGGUGACCAUUUGUAAAAAAUUUGAAAAAAUUUUUUCGUCGUUCCACUUUCAAAAGUAUUGCUUUUGUUAAACCCAAUGUUUAGUUUUUC
Eubalaena glacialis (North Atlantic right whale) is the source of this 1849-nucleotide messenger RNA. RefSeq names its product Cbl proto-oncogene like 1 (gene CBLL1). The transcript is spliced from 6 exons. Gene Ontology annotation, molecular function: ubiquitin protein ligase activity. Gene Ontology annotation, biological process: regulation of cell adhesion; protein ubiquitination. The record is from RefSeq and is a predicted model, not a curated record. Bases 20 to 1495 code for a protein of 491 amino acids. NCBI's taxonomy places the organism in Eukaryota, Metazoa, Chordata, Mammalia, Artiodactyla, Balaenidae.